AUGAUUGUGCGACCAUCGUUGCAGAUCAGUGUGGCUUCUGUACCGUCACGCCUGUCCGACAUCAGCGCCAAGUUUGCUUGCAUCCUAGCUGGAAAUGAAGCAGAAGAACAGGAUCUGGUGGAUGUUAAGCUGGCAGCUGCAGCCAUAUCUGGUCGACUACAAAACCAUCCUUUGAUCCAAGGUCUCCUGCUCCAGGUGGCCAGAAUGCUGGAAAAACAAGAACGAGGCAUAUUCACGAUGAGUGGGAGAAGAUCCCAACACACCGAUCUUGAACGGGACCUCGUUCAGGAUGCAGGGAUCCAACUGGCGGUGGCGGCGGGCAACAAUGCCCUCGCCCGUCAGUUUGGGCUCUCAAGCAGGAGUCAUGUCAUCAGCAUGGAGGUCCUGGAGAAGAAUAGCUUGCCGGUGCCUCCCUUGUCCGUUUGCUUCCCAGAUACUUUGCGGCAAAACUGGGUGCUUGUGGACCAGCGAAACUCCAAGGCACAUAAUGCACCGAAGCGUCGCCUCAUGCUGGCGUUUGAUGCUACAUACCUGACGGUGUCACUGGCAUCCAUGGAACUUCAUUCCAAAAGAGGUAUGGUAGGGGGUGUUUGGUCACCAGAUGACUCAGGAAAUGCAUUCGUUGAGUUGAGAGAGGACCUCAAUGUCUCCGAGGUGAGGAAAGCAAGUUCCAUCAUGGAAUUUUUGACUUGGAACCCGUUUGGAAGGAAGAAGUCCCCACUCAGUGUGGCCGCUGUUCCAGUCGAGCAUUCGUUUUCUGGUGUCAACAGUGGCUACAGAGGCAAUCUCUACAUUUGCUCCCUCGUCGGGCAAGUUUGUGCCGAGAACGAUGGAGUCCUGAAAGGCCAUGCCUCGAAGAAUUCGGGUGGGCAAUGCACCUCAUACCUCAGAACAAUCUAUUAUGGACCGUUCUGGGUCGAUUUGGUGCAGUGUCGCAACUACGGCAUGCCAGCGAUGGCUCUGGGUCGGGCGCACCCGAUGUCAGAUCGGUGCCAGGCAUUAUUGAGUAACCCGUUCUUCUAUGUCAAGGAAGACGAACCUUAG
Cladocopium goreaui is the source of this 1044-nucleotide messenger RNA. NCBI's taxonomy places the organism in Eukaryota, Dinophyceae, Suessiales, Symbiodiniaceae. The record is from the annotation of a GenBank genome assembly.